Hypomesus transpacificus is the source of this 1496-nucleotide messenger RNA. RefSeq names its product ubiquitin-conjugating enzyme E2 variant 2 (gene ube2v2). The transcript is spliced from 4 exons. Gene Ontology annotation, biological process: protein K63-linked ubiquitination; DNA damage tolerance. The record is from RefSeq and is a predicted model, not a curated record. Bases 32 to 526 code for a protein of 164 amino acids. Gene Ontology annotation, cellular component: nucleus. NCBI's taxonomy places the organism in Eukaryota, Metazoa, Chordata, Actinopteri, Osmeriformes, Osmeridae.
CCGCCCACAUACCGAAACUUCCUACGGACUGAUGCCGCAUCAUCCUUUGACUGUACUGUCGUCGACUCGUUUUUGGAUUUGGCAGGUGAAGAUGGCGGUCCCCUCAGGAAUUAAAGUUCCACGCAAUUUUCGUUUGUUGGAGGAAUUGGAAGAGGGCCAGAAGGGUGGAGAUGGCACAGUCAGCUGGGGGCUUGAAGACGAUGAAGACAGGACACUCACACGGUGGACAGGCAUGAUUCUGGGACCACCACGUACUAAUUAUGAGAACAGGAUAUACAGUCUGAAUAUGGAAUGUGGACCUAAAUACCCAGAGGCACCUCCCACAUUUAGAUUUGUGACCAAAAUUUGCAUGAAUGGGAUAAAUAAUUCAAAUGGGACGGUGGAUGCACGUAGCAUACCAAUUCUGGCAAAAUGGCAAAAUUCGUUUAGCAUUAAAUUUGUUCUUCACGAGUUACGGCGUCUAAUGAUGUCCAAAGAGAAUAUGAAGCUUCCACAGCCACCCGAAGGACAAACCUACAGCAAUUAAUUGUACUAGAAUGUUUUGACCCUCUGUCUUGAACCCUUGUAAAAGUGGUGUUCAUCAUGACAGAUGCUCACUUCAUACGUUGACAGUUAUGUCUGAAGACAAGGCUGGACUUGAUUAUUCACUUGGAAAUGUCCCCACAGCAAGGCAAUGACUAAUAUUGAAUUAAGUGUAAUUGCACAAAGUCGUCAAUUUAUCAAAGUUACUUUGACAGUAAACUUUAGAAUGGUAAUUGCUGGCUUUUAAAGAGAAGCAUGACACCAGCUGAAGGCUGUUUUGGAGUCUGGAAAAUGUAAUGAACAAUGGCUUGACAUGUCAAUGAGUCUAUAAAUAAGCAGGUAUCAGAUACUUAUAGAAAUGUGUCUGUUCUUUAAAACGAGUGUGUAUUGUUUUAGCUUUUUUUAUAUCAGUGUUUAACACAGUACCAAUAUGUUUCAUGCUGCUCAUUACCUUACAAUUUGAAGCCUGUUGUGAAUGACGGGCCCUUUUUGUUUUACAAAGCCUUUUUAUACCUGUAUUCACAUGAUUCCAAAACACCCUUGUUCGUUAUGUUUGAUUAUUUAGAUUUUUGUUCAAGAAAGUCACAGGCUCACUUGAUUUUAAUCAAGUGGUUACAAGUUGUUCCUCUCAUCAGGUUACUUUGACAGUAACAUUUAUGUUUGAAAGGGUAAGGUUUGGCCUGACAGAAGGCUAUACACAAGUUUUGAUUUAAUUUAGAAUGCUCAAUUUAGGAAGGAUAUGGGAAUAUGCUGCAUAUAUAAAUAUUAAGUGGCUUUAGUGGAACAGUAGUGUCACAAGAUGUUUUAUUUUGUUUUUUUAUCUGAGUUUGACACUGUACCAAUGUUUUUCCCUGCUGUUUGACAUGUAACAGGUUUUGAAGCCUGUUCUCAAUAAAGAUAUUACAUUUGAUGAAGUUAAAAAGAACCUGGAUCCAAAUGUGGAUUUCUGAAAUAAAAUUCAGUCUGAGAAUUAA